UGGGAGCUUUAUUUGAAGCCCAGUAUUUUCUAUCCUAACCUACUGUUACACCAAGAUACCGCCCCUUUAUGAAAUUCGGACAACCACCAAUCCUUAAAUUUGAGUAAAUUCAUAUUUACAUAGUUGUAAAGAGUGCGCCAAUCAUGCGCCACGGACGCAGAUGGAGGCGGGACUGGGUUUGAGGUUUAGUCGAAUUUAUGUUGGCAGCACACGUCCAAUAAAAGGUUCGACGAAAGGAAAAUGCUAUUACCAUACUACUACAGGAGUUCUGGCUUGUGCGAGAAACCUUCCUGGAACGUCUCAACUACUUGUUUUUUGGAAAUGUAAUGGACUAUAAGCCCUCAGAUUCGAAAACAUCAAUAUUUGUUCUUCUUCAGGAGAGUCGCACCUGCUUGAUCCAACAUGAGGUAUUUGGAUCAGAGUUUAGUUGACUACUAUAGUACUAUCAGGGAGAAUAGCAGUUCGUAGUUUACUUGCCUCGCAUGACAGGAUAGGACCGUUAUUUGCUGAUGCGUAACUAUGGUCCAAUCUUUCGAAUACCGCCACAGACUGCACCCUUUCUGCAGCCCUGAACUGAAAUGCCUUUAGACCUGUGAUGUAUAUUAAUUGGAUGUAACCCUGUGCAUCUCGUGUCGCAUGAUCCUCAACAGCCUGCCUAUUCCCCGCGCGCGUGAAUCGUUAAAACGUGGUGAGGUGGUACGCUUUAUUUAGCCAAUCUCAACGUCUACACUGGGCAGUACUUUUGACAAACUCACAUUUGAAUGAAUUCAGCAGUAACAGUCCAGUUAUUCUGGAACCCGGACCACAUACAGCCGACUGUCUCAUUGCAUCCCGUGAAGAGACUGAUGAUGACGGAGAACAGCGAGAUGGAGACCGAGACGCAGCUCCAACGCUCGCCAAGCAACAUGUCCAUCACACCGGUGUCCAAGCUCCAGCGUCUGAAACGCUCCCUCUCCUUUAAGACCCUGAUGCGCAGUAAGAGUGUGGAGAACUUCUUCCAGAAGUCCUACAGUGACACCCGUCUCCCCCCGGACUUCAUCACCGACCCGCCACCCCCCUCCCCGCCCCCCUGCUCUCCCCUCGCCAGUGAACGCUCACCCUCCCUCUCUCCGUCACUCAGCCCCAACCCCUCCCUCUGCUCCCACUCCCCGUCUCUAAGCCCCUCCCCCUCGCUGUCUUCCAAGGCCCGCCCCCCGGCCCGCCCCGUGACGCAGGUGACCCACUGCUUCCAGGAGCACGUGUUCCGCAAGCCCACCCACUGCCAGCUCUGCAAGCACCUGAUCGUGGGUAACUCUAAACAGGGUCUUCGGUGUAAAACCUGUAAGAUGGGUGCUCACCUGUGGUGCACCUCAGAAUUGUCCCAGCAGCCCUGCAAUGGAAAGUCUGGGGUCGGGGCCUUCAAGCGGAACUUCAGCUCUCCCAUGCUGGUCAACGAACAACUGGCUGUCGUCAAAGAGGUGCAGCCCACCCAAGGGGCAGGCCGGGGGCGAGGGGUGGACCCUAUUUACGCAGCCCUGCGCUAUGGGACAUCCCUGGCACAGAUGAGCCGCUCCAGUUUCGGGAGCGUGUCCGAGUCGCCCACGCACAGCCAGGGUGAAGGAGAGGAGGGGGAGCACAGGCAGUACAGCAUGGAGGAGGAGAUGCCACAGGAGACAGGGGAUCUGCCUCAGUGUGAAAGCGAGAAGGCUGAACCUGAGGGUGGGGGCAGCGAGCAGCUCCAGGAGCCUGUAGAGGAAACCAGUGUGAAGGUUCCCAAACGUAUUGAGGUUCACUCGAUCCACACGUAUGUAGCGCUCUACAAGUUCCUGCCUCAGGAGCACCACGACCUCGGACUAGAGCCUGGUGAUCGGGUGCUGGUCACUGAUGAUUCUAAUGAAGAGUGGUGGAAGGGAAAGAGUGGAGACAAGGUGGGCUUCUUCCCUGCUAACUUCGUCCAGAGGGUGCGCCCAGGGGAGAGGGUGUGGAGGGUCACCCAGCCUGUCCCUGCCAGCCGAGGGAUGGGCCACAUGCCAGUGAAGGAGGAUCAGAUCUGUGUGGGGAAGAGUGAGGACAGUGAGGGUUUCCUGAAGCUGAGCAGUGGGAAGAAGAGAGGACUGGUCCCUGCUGAAUCCAUUGAGGAGAUCUAACCUCUGUCUCAACACCAGCCCCCGUCUCUCUCUGUCCAGCACCCUGUAACCUCCCCACACACCCCUUUAAGGCCUGAGGAGGACUAGCCAGUCCAGAGGUCCUCCAACACCACCAUUGUGAGGCCCACCACCCUGCUAAACUGAGUAGGGAGCAGGGACAGUUCAGCUUGUGAAUUCCAGGUGAUGUGGAGGAUGCCCCAGCCUUAUCCUUGCUGACCUUGUCUCCUCCACCCCAAUGUAGCUGACAACCCGGACUUGAAAGGGUUGGUUUCCCUUCCACAGUGGGUUGGCCUAGGUGUUGUGGAGGACUAUCUAAGCCCCCAAUGCCCCAUGUUUUCCUGCUGUAAUGUACCUUUGUGUAUUAGUGAACUGGGUUUGUCUUUAGUCCACACCACAGGGGUAAGAGUUUUAGGACUGAAGGACUGGCUGCUGUGGACUCCAGUAACUUCCCUCAGGAAGGAAGGAACUUUGAGACUAUUUUCUGUCUGGUGAGUCUGGUCUCUCUGUGUGUGAUUUGACCAGUUCUUUUUCACUGUCCUCUGUGGCUGGAUAUCAUGAGCCUGAAGAAUGCAGGAUUAAGGCCGUCACAUAAUAUCCAGUCAAAACGUGGCGCGCCGUUUCGCGCAUAUAUAAUGACUAAAAUGUUUGCCGUUUUUUGUUCGUUUUGGUGUUCGGCAGUUUUUUUUUGUCUGUUCGCUCACGCAACAUUUUGUAUUGGGGCAAGUUGAAGUUCGGUAGCCGACGUCUACGCCCUUUCGUCUGUAAUUGGCCAACUGUAGUGUUUUCAAAUGAAGGUCUUUAAGGGCGUUUGAGAGCACAGUCGUGCGCACACACCUAGCCGAGUUCUGCUAGGAGCAAACAGAACCUAGUAUUAGAGUACGUUACCUUCGUCAGGAGGAUGUACUUGUGUUGUGUGUGGGGGUAAUGUUCCUGGACACUGCAUGGAAGAAAACAUUUGUUCUUUCUCUGAUGAACUAGAAGUGUCACGCUCCUGAUGACAUCAUCACAGAUGGACGCCUACUCUGAUCAUAGUAAUUCAUUUCAGAGGUGACAAUGAAGGAGAUAAUUGCAUGCUGAAGGAUGUACUUGUUUGAAUGCCGGUGUCAGUGAGAUGUUCGGGAUACUGGUGAUGGUUGUAGGUGUAGGUGCUUGCAUUUUCUCUCAUCCUUUCGUUUGGUCCACCUUCUCUCUUUCUGUCGCUCUCGGUCUCUCUCUCUCUCUUUCACUAUCUCUCUUUCUCUCGUCUCUCACUCUCCUUCCCAUCUUUCUCAGCUAUCACAUUGGUCCCUUGGCUGGGAUUUGACAUCAGCUUGAUUUAGACUGGCACAAAACUUAACUGCUCUGUAAGGACGGAUGGACGGGCAGGCGGGCGACACUGGGCAGAGUACACCCUGGUCAGACCAGACAGCCAGCAGAGGACAGGACAAACUAGGUUUAUUUCGACACACACUCUCUCAGAUCCUGACUCACCGGCUGACUCACUGACAUUCGACCUUGCACUUGGAAGGUUCCAGAAGGUCAUGGACGUUAAGCCCCGUCAUUCUAUUGUACAGCUGGCGAAUCAAUCAAAGACUUCAGAAGAUUUGUUUUUCUCUGUCCUAUUUAUGAAAAAUACAAGAGAUGAAAUUAGAUUGGGGCAGUGAAUACUUACAUAAAUACUUCAAUGUUUUUUGUUCUCUCUCUCAGUAGUGUUUGAAUAGCCUAGACUGUAGAAAACAUCUAUGAAUAGAGGCAUUGCUAAAAAAAGAAACAAAUGGAGCAACAACACAAUUUUUUUAACUGCUCUAAAUUAGUUUCAAUUUUCUGGCCAAUUUAGCAGACGGGCACUGAAGAGCCGUGGAAGACUUGGGAAGUGUGUUCGUGUCUUUUGGCUCGUCUGUUUGGUCCACCACUGGUAAACAAACAACAGCCAAGAGCCAGUCGGCUGGAAAACCACAUGAACAGACCUUGUAAGUGUGACAACCGGACAUGGUCCCGCUGGUCUGAGGGACAGGGAGCGAGGGAUAUGGAGAGACGUAGACAAAAGGUUGACCCAGGUGUAGAACCAUCAUAAAUCAAUGUGUCUGUAUGCAGGUUUCUUUGUCUAUGGCUGACCAAUUCAACAUUGAUCAAAUGCCAGUCUCUCUCUCUCUCUCUCUCUCUCUCUCUCUCUCUCUCUCUCUCCAUUCCCCUCUCUCUUUCCCUCUGUCUCUCGCUCUCCAUUCCCCUCUCUCUUUCUCUCUGUCUCCGACACUAUUGGGCAUUUUUACUGCUAGUGGGAGGGGUAGCUGGACUGUUGUAUUGUACAUGUAGAUGUAAGCAAGUUUAAUGAUAGGAUAAUGGGUUGGAUUUCAAUGUUUCCAUAAUGUAUUGAUUAUUUAUUGAUUUAGACAGAUAUCUAUCUACUUGCUGAGUUGCAGCACGUAGCUGUCACACUGUUGGCAUUAAUAACAUGUCCCCUCCCGCUUCCUGUAAUAUAAGAAUACAGUAUAUACAAUAAGCCA
This is a messenger RNA of Salmo salar (Atlantic salmon), 4609 nucleotides long. Its product is annotated as SH3 and cysteine-rich domain-containing protein 2. Gene Ontology annotation, molecular function: protein binding. Gene Ontology annotation, biological process: skeletal muscle contraction; positive regulation of protein localization to plasma membrane; positive regulation of voltage-gated calcium channel activity. The record is from RefSeq and is a predicted model, not a curated record. NCBI's taxonomy places the organism in Eukaryota, Metazoa, Chordata, Actinopteri, Salmoniformes, Salmonidae.